Molecule: messenger RNA, 1146 nt
Organism: Setaria italica (foxtail millet)
Lineage: Eukaryota; Viridiplantae; Streptophyta; Magnoliopsida; Poales; Poaceae
Exons: 2
Coding region: 1-1146 (381 amino acids)
Source: RefSeq, a predicted model, not a curated record
AUGGCGACGCCGUGGGUGCUCCUGUAUCGCGCCGUCAGCACGGAGCUCGCCGCCGGCGCAGCGGCUGGAGCGCCAGACUUCACCCUCCCGGUCGCGCCGCUGCCCGGGGUCGCCAUCCUCGCCGCGGGCCGCAGCGCCCACCCCGACCCCAACCGCCUCGACGGGUGCCCCUGGAUCAUCGCCGCGGCGCCCGACUGCCUCCUCGCCCACUUCGCCGUCGCGCCCUCCAUCGGGCUCUUUUUCAGCGACAACCCCCGAGACACCCACCUCGUCAUGGCCCGCCACUUUCGACGAACGGCCGACGGCCAGAUCACGGCAUCCGCCGAGCGCGUCCCCGACCGCCCGGUCCGCCCCGGCCUCGUCCCCCAGCUCUCCAGCAUCUUUAGCGUCGGCCUCGUCCCCAACGCUGACGGCAGCUUCACGAUCGCCGAGCUCCAGGUUCACAGGGGCAGCGACCGCGCCACGCUCAUCUCCUUCCACUCGGGCUACCACGAGUGGUACGACGAGAACGUGGAGUCCCCGUUGCCUGCAGAGGACCGGGACCGGAAGUGGGCUCCCCACGGCGCCGUCGUCCUCGAGUCCACGGUGUGGUGGUUCGACCUCUCUUGGGGGAUCAUCAGCUGCGACAUGGAGGGGGACUACGAUGCUUUGCUCUUCCACCGCCUCCCGCCGAACCGUGCCCUGCCCGCGGCGACGCCGCGCAUGCUCGACCAUCGCUGCAUCACGAUGAGCCAAGGCGACCUGCGGUACGUGGAGAUCACCCGUGAGGCCGGUGCAGUGGCGGUGCACAUGUGGACGAUGGUCUUCGGUCAGGGAGGGUGGGAGUGGGAGAAGACCUACUCGGUGAGCUUCGAGGAGAUCUGGAACGACGACAGCUACAGGGCGACCGAGCUGCCACGGAGGGUUCCCGUGCUCGCCGCCGUGUGCCCGUCCGAGCCCAACUUGGUCUACUUCACCCUGAAGCAGCGCAUCUUCGGCGUCAAUAUGCACGGGCGCAGGGUUGUGCACGAAGGGCCCUAUAAUCUGGUGGUGAACAAAGGAACGCUGGCGCCCGAAGCCGCAGCCGGCCGCUUCCUCCUGCCUUGGCACCUGCCACCCGAUGAUACCCCAGGUGCCGCAGAUAUUUUGAUAUACAUCUCAACCUAA